AUGGCCGACGAGGAGGCAAGUCGGCCUUUGUUGGAAGGGCAUGCCAGGUCCAGCGAAGAGAACCACCUGACACCAGGUAGCUCCACUCGCCCGAGUCAACGUCGAUCAUUUGAAUUGUCAUCUGAGUCGACACCUCUUUUACAUCGUCGCGAUGAUAUUGUUAUCACAUAUGGCACAGAUGGUGGACCAUCAAUAUCACCAUCAAUCGUCUCAGAGGCCGGUCCCUCUGAUGACGAGCCCUCUAAGAAGAGUCGGAUACGAUGGCCAACAGUCAUAUCCCUUGUAGGCUUGACUACUGCCAUACUGGCAAUCCUCGUCUUUGCAUUUGCUACGCCGGCCGUAGUGAAGGAGUAUGCACAGGAGGCUGCUGUCUUCCAGCCUACUGCACUCUCCAUCGACUCAACCACUCCCGAAGGGGUCCGUGCCCGCAUCCAGGGUAACUUCUUUAUGGACUCGGCCCGAGUGAAGAGUAACUCGGUCCGAAAUUAUGGCCGAUUUAUGACUUGGAUUGCAAGAGAGAUCGAAACUGGCCCAUCAGAUGUCGAUGUAUACCUACCAGAAUAUGGUAAUGUUUUGAUCGGCAACGCAGCGUUGCCGAACAUUAAGGUCAACAUUCGAAACGGUCAUCAGAAUGAGAUUGACUUCUUGACCGAUCUUACUGCCGGUGAUGUGAAGGGAAUUCAUGGAAUUGCUAUGGAUUGGAUAGAGGGGAGAUUGGCUCGUCUCAGAGUAAAAGGCAAAGCAACACUACACUUGAAGUCAGGCUUAAUAGCCUUGGGAACCCAAGUUCUCGCUGAUACCAUUACAUUUGAAGAGUAUAUAGAGAACGAUUUCCCUGCGCUACCAGACAUCAACCUUGUCCAGUUGAAUGUGCAUGAUGGCGACAAUGGAACGAUGGAAGUUGACGCUUCCGUGAAUGCGAUGCUCCACUCGCCUGUUGCUUUAACAGUGCCUGCUCUGGGCUUUGACAUUCUCGUGCCCAAUUGCUUACCAGGAGAUCCAUAUAUCCUAGCCGCCAGUGCACAGACUCAAGAAAUUCAAGUCGCACCCAACCAAGUCACCAGUGUGAGCGUCGAAGGCAUCGUUAGGAGACUGCCAGAGGAGCUGACUACCAUGUGCCCGGGUGGAGAUGGCUCACCUCUGGACUUUUUAGUCUCAAGCUACAUCAAAGGCCUCGAGACAACAAUAUACAUACGGGGAGCAGAUGCACCUUCGCUUUCUGGGGCCCCGGAAUGGAUGGUCGACCUUCUUCGCAGUGUUAAGAUUCCUCUACCAUUCACGAAUAAAGCAUUGGACAACCUGGUGAAGAAUUUCUCCAUGUCAGACACACGCUUUUCUCUUCCCGACCCGUUUGCGGAGCCGGGGACCCCGGAGGCCCAGCCAACCGUAUCAGCGUUAGUGAAGGUUCUCAUCGCCAUCCCACAGGAAAUGAAUCUUCGUGUUGAUGUCCCCCAUGUUCGUGCAUUAACAAACGUAUACUACUCGGGCCAAGAGCUUGGAAAGUUGAACCUCGACAAAUGGCAAGACGCCAAUUCAACAAUUGUGAAAGAUGUGGAUGGAGCCUCGGUGUUGCUCGUGGAAUUUGCCAUCGAAGAGGCUCCUUUGGAGGUAACAGACAGUGAUAUAUUGUCGCAACUCGUGCAGGAUAUGCUAUUUGGUAGCAAAGAAAUCGUUCUUCAUGUGGAUGCCAACGUAGAUGCAAAGGUCGCAACUGGAUUGGGCCGAUUUGCUGUGCGCGGGAUUCCUGCAGAUGGAGAUGUCCAUGUGAAGAUAGUCGAAACCACUGAUUCCUCGCUGUCUGUGUUGACUCGAGUCAACUUUACAAACCCGACAGAGUAUUCUGCAACCAUCCCAUUCGCAGACGCAUUGGUUUUAUCUAACAACACUGCUCUUGCUCAUGUCACUGCACGCAAUUUCUCUCUGGCCCCUGGAGAUAAUACCAAUGUUGAAGUAGAGUUCUCAUGGGAUCCGCUACGGAAUGGUGGACUUGACGGGAUAAAAGCUGGACAGGCACUUAUAUCAUCAUUUAUUUCAGGAUCAAACACGAGUGUUACAAUUCAGGUCCAUCAAGGAAGCAUACCUGCUCUGCCAGACCUUGGGAAAGCACUUUCAUCUCUUCGAAUUGAUGUCCCACUUCCCACUAUAUCAGCACCAGGAUCACCAGAUGACGAAGAUGAAGGCCGCUCACACUUUCUCCAAGACGCAACGGUCCAUCUCUGGUCUUCCACUGCCGAGUUCACCCUUUUCUCGCCACUCACUUCCACCAGUAUCACGAUUACAUCCAUACAUGCCGUUGCAUUCUACAAGGAGGAUGAACCCGUAGGACGAAUUGACUACAACGAGCCAUUCGAUAUCCCACCGGGUGUGUCACAAACACCGCGUCUUCCGGUCAAUCUGGUCCUUGGUGGGGGUGCAUAUGAUGCACUGCGUCGGGCUUUAGGCCAGUCACUGGCAAUGGAUACAGUGGCGAAGGUUGGCAUCAGGAUCGGAGAUUAUGAGAAUGUUGUCGUUUAUCGGGGGAAAGGUAUUGAAGCUAAUAUCAAGUGGUAG
Messenger RNA from Penicillium malachiteum, 2550 nucleotides. RefSeq lists its product as uncharacterized. The transcript has 5 exons. NCBI's taxonomy places the organism in Eukaryota, Fungi, Ascomycota, Eurotiomycetes, Eurotiales, Aspergillaceae. The record is from RefSeq and is a predicted model, not a curated record. Bases 1 to 2550 code for a protein of 849 amino acids. Gene Ontology annotation, cellular component: fungal-type vacuole membrane.